AUGCCCUCAAUAGGACCAACAUUACCGCCACACCUUGCCAAACGCAGCCGCGAUGAGGCUGACGACGACCGCGAAUCCAGUCCACAGUCGACCGACAAGCGCCAAAGGGUCGCCGGCCCAGCAGCUCCACCACCACAAAGUCGUUCGCGAUCAAGCAGCGUAGACAGUGAUAUUGGCCCGGCACCUCCGCCCAGUUCGAAACCAGCCCGAGUCAUAGGGCCUGCCGCGCCUCCUGCGCCUCUUGAGGAGCGACCUCAGGACCCUCCCAGUGACGAUGACUCGGACAGUAGCGAUGAUGACUUUGGGCCAGCGCCACCACCACCAGGAGGUGCUCAAUCAGGCUUCGAUAUCGCCUCAGCAAAGUCUGCUUUUGACACAGAGCCCCAAUUUGCCGAGGCUCCCAAGGCGGCACAGCGCGACGAGUGGAUGACUCUACCGCCUACCCAGGACGAUCUUGCUGCCCGUAUGGACCCUACAAAGAUGCGCGCUCGCAAGUUCAACACAGGCAAGAGCGCGGGCAGUACGGGAGGAAUGAGCAGCGCCUGGACAGAGACUCCAGAGCAGAAGCUCAAGCGGUUGCAGGACGAGGCUCUGGGCAUCACCGCGCCUACUAACGCGGCUCCUGCUACGUCGGAGUCGAAGCGCAGCAAAGAGGAAGAGCGCCGUGCACGCAAGAUGCGUGAGAAGAUUGAUGCAAGUAGAGGAAAGAGUCUUGUCGAGCAACAUCAGGAAAAGGGCACCGGAAAAGAAGAAGAAGACGAUCCCAGCAAGCGUGCAUUCGACUACAAAAAGGACAUGGCUGUCGGUGGCAUGACGACCCACAAACAACGGAGGGAAAUGUUAAACAAGUCCAAAGGAUUCAGUGACCGCUUCUCAAGUGGUAGCUAUUUGUAG
Molecule: messenger RNA, 894 nt
Organism: Bipolaris zeicola 26-R-13
Lineage: Eukaryota; Fungi; Ascomycota; Dothideomycetes; Pleosporales; Pleosporaceae
Exons: 1
Coding region: 1-894 (297 amino acids)
Source: RefSeq, a predicted model, not a curated record